This is a messenger RNA of Penicillium concentricum, 6612 nucleotides long. RefSeq names its product ATP-dependent RNA helicase BRR2. Gene Ontology annotation, molecular function: nucleic acid binding; ATP binding. NCBI's taxonomy places the organism in Eukaryota, Fungi, Ascomycota, Eurotiomycetes, Eurotiales, Aspergillaceae. Gene Ontology annotation, cellular component: nucleus. The record is from RefSeq and is a predicted model, not a curated record. Bases 1 to 6612 code for a protein of 2203 amino acids. The transcript has 2 exons.
AUGGCGGACCAAAAUAUUUCGCAGUACAAGUACUCGGCGAUGUCCAACCUGGUUCUCCAGGCGGACCGUCGUUUUAUCAGUCGCACCCAUGACGAACCCACUGGAGACCCGGAGUCUCUGGCGGGUCGCAUUGGGAUCCGGGAGAUGGGUGGACGAGUCGCGCGUGACGACGCGCCCAAAUCUAAGAAGACAGCCCCGACAGCUCUCGAGCGGGGCGCAAUCGGUGAGGGCGAAGAUGUGCUUUUACGCGAACAGAAAAAGCGCCACCGCGGCCAACCAGCACAACUACGAGGCCAGGGCAUCCUUUCAGCAGCAGAUGCCUUCGUCGAAGGCUUGAAAUAUCGUCCUCGCACACCCGCCACACGAGCCACAUAUGACCUUAUUCUCACAAUCACCGGCAGCCAGCUGGGCGAUGUCCCCCACGAAGUCGUUCGAAGUGCCGCCGAUGCUGUUCUGGAACUACUGAAGGACGAAGAGAUGAAAGAUUUCGAUAAAAAGAAGGAGAUUGACGAUCUUCUGGGAACCUCAAUGAACCCCAAGGAGUUCAACGAGCUCGUGAACCUGGGCAAAAAGAUUACAGACUACGAUGCGCAGGACGAAGAGGAAGAGAUGGAAGGCGGUCUCGAUGAAGAGAGUGGCGAACUUGAUGAACGCCAAGGUGUUGCUGUCGUCUUCGAUGAAGAAGAUGAAGAUGAUGAGCGCAUGGGCACCAUGGACGAAGUUCGAGACGAGGACGACCUCAGCGACGAAGAGGAAGAAGAAGAAGCGGAACGACUUGCAAUCGACGAGGCUGCAGCAGCCCAAGGCGAAGACGGUGAUGAAAUGGUCAUCGAUGGAGGUCUUGGCCGAGAUGAUAAAGCUGCAGAGAAGACCGGAUUGAAGGUCUCCGCUCGCCAAAUCGAUGCCUACUGGCUGCAACGUCAAAUCGGUGCCAUAUACACAGAUGCUCACGUCCAGCACGAGAAAACAGAUCAGGCACUUGAAAUCCUCGGUGGAAAGGAAGAGGACGGAACAUUAAAACCCCUGCGGGAUGUUGAGAACGACCUCAUGGAACUCUUCGACUAUGACCAUCCCGAUCUCGUUGCUAAACUAGUCACCAACCGCGACAAGGCCGUCUGGGUUACCCGCUGGAGAAGAGUCGCAGAGGAUGACGAUGCGCGCAAUCUUGUGGAGCUUGAGAUGGUCGAAGCCGGUCAACGUGCCAUCCUUGAUGAAAUCCGUGGCAAAGAAGCUGGCGACGAACUUGGAGCACCAGCAGAUAAGAAGAUAAAGUUUGACUUGAUGGAUGUCGAUGUUCCUUCAGGUCCAACUACCGACGAAAAACCCACCGAAGGUGCCCAGGGUGGCAUUCUCCAGCCCAAGAAAACGAUCAACUUGGAAAAUCUGGUCUUCCAUCAAGGCAAUCACCUUAUGACCAACCCCAAUGUUAAGCUUCCCCAGGGCUCAACUAAGCGAGCAUUCAAGGGAUACGAAGAGAUCCAUGUGCCACCACCCAAGGCCAAGAAGGAGGCUGGAGAAAAGAAUAUACCGACCACUGAGCUGCCAGAAUGGGCGCGUGUUGGAUUUGGAACCUCAAAGGAACUCAACCGUGUGCAGACAAGGUGCUACCCUUCAGCGUUCCAUGACGAUGGAAACUUGCUUGUCUGUGCUCCCACGGGUUCCGGAAAAACCAAUGUUGCUAUGCUCACGAUCCUCCGAGAAAUCGGGAAGAAUCGCAACCCUGAAACGGGAGAGAUUAUGUUGGAUGACUUCAAGAUUGUAUACAUCUCUCCCUUGAAAGCUUUGGUUCAGGAACAAGUUGGUAACCUUGGCAAGCGCCUGGAGCCUUAUGGUAUCCGAGUUUCCGAACUUACAGGUGAUCGUCAGCUCACCAAGCAGCAAAUUGCCGAUACUCAGAUCAUCGUCACCACCCCUGAGAAGUACGACGUUAUCACCAGAAAGGCAACGGAGACUAGCUACACCAACCUUGUUCGCCUUAUUGUCAUCGACGAGAUUCACCUUCUCCACGAUGAGCGUGGUCCCGUCCUUGAGAGCAUCGUCAGCCGAACGAUUCGCCGAACCGAGCAGACUGGAGAGCCUGUGCGAAUCGUGGGUCUCAGUGCUACCCUUCCCAACUACCGCGAUGUCGGAAGCUUCCUGCGCGCAGAUCCCGUCAAGGGCAUGUUCCAUUUCGAUGGCAGCUACCGCCCUUGUCCCCUCAAGCAGGAAUUCAUCGGUGUCACCGAAAAGAAGGCCAUCAAGCAGCUCAAGACGAUGAACGACAUUUGUUAUACCAAGGUUAUGGAGCAGGUUGGGCAGCACAGGAACCAAAUGCUUAUCUUCGUCCACUCUCGAAAGGAGACCGCCAAGACCGCCAAGUACAUCAGAGACAAGGCCCUUGAGAAUGAAACAAUUGGUCAGAUUCUGCGCAGUGACGCGGCUAGUCGUGCCAUUCUUUCCGAAGAAGCAGACUCUGUGGAUGAUGCAAACCUGAAGGAUCUCAUGCCGUACGGUCUCGGUAUUCACCAUGCUGGUCUGAGUCUUGCCGAUCGUGAUUCAGUCCAGGCACUUUUCGCCGAUGGAAGCAUCCAGGUCCUCGUUUGUACAGCAACACUGGCCUGGGGUGUCAACCUUCCCGCCCACACUGUUAUCAUCAAGGGAACCCAGGUCUACUCCCCCGAGAAGGGCGCCUGGGUCGAGUUGAGCCCGCAAGACGUUCUGCAAAUGUUGGGACGAGCUGGUCGACCCCAAUACGAUACCUUCGGUGAGGGUAUUAUUAUCACAUCCCAAGCGGAGAUUCAAUAUUAUCUCUCGCUCUUGAACCAACAGCUUCCCAUUGAGUCCCAGCUGGUGAGCAAAUUGGCGGACAAUUUGAAUGCGGAGAUUGUGCUUGGCAAUGUUCGUACUCGCGAUGAAGGUGUGGAUUGGCUAGGCUACACUUACCUUUACGUUCGGAUGCUCCGAUCACCUGGCCUGUACAGUGUUGGCGCCGACUACCAGGACGAUGACGCCCUAGUGCAAAAGCGAGUGGAUCUUGUUCACUCCGCUGCAGCGGUUCUCGAGAAGGCCGGUCUCGUCAAGUAUGAAAAGAAGACUGGACGUCUGCAGUCGACUGAGCUUGGACGUAUCUCUUCGCACUACUACAUCGGUCACAACUCCAUGCUAACCUACUCCCAACACCUUCAACCUUCCAUUACGACUAUCGAAUUGUUCCGAAUCUUUGCCCUAAGUGAUGAGUUCAAGUACAUCCCCGUUCGCCAGGACGAGAAGCUCGAGCUUGGAAAGCUGUUAGGCCGGGUCCCCGUCCCUGUUAAGGAGACCAUUGAUGAGCCCCAUGCGAAGAUCAAUGUUCUUUUGCAGGCUUACAUCUCCAGACUCAAGCUUGAGGGGCUUGCGCUCAUGGCAGACAUGGUCUAUGUCACUCAAUCUGCUGGACGUAUCAUCCGCGCGAUUUUCGAGAUUUGCCUGAAGAAGGGAUGGUCCUCAGUGGCCAAGACUGCGCUCGAUCUCUGCAAAAUGGCUGAGAGGCGCAUGUGGCCAACUAUGUCCCCCCUUCGUCAAUUCCCUCACUGCCCAAGGGAUGUUUUGCAGAAGGCGGAACGCAUUGACGUGCCUUGGGGCAGCUAUUUCGAUUUGGAUCCUCCCCGCAUGGGUGAGCUUCUGAGCAUGCCCAAGGCUGGACGUGUUGUGUGCGACUUGGUGUCUAAGUUCCCUCGACUCGACGUUCAAGCUCAAGUGCAGCCCAUCACGCGAUCCAUGCUGCGUGUCGAGUUGACCAUUACGCCCAACUUUGUCUGGGAUGACGAAGUGCAUGGCAAUGCCCAAGACUUCUGGAUUCUGGUUGAGGACUGUGACGGAGAGGAGAUCUUGUUCCACGAUCGAUUCUUGCUUCGUGGCGAAUUUGCCAAGUCCGAGAUGAAUGAACAUCUUGUCGAAUUCACUGUCCCUGUAUCUGAGCCGAUGCCCCCCAACUACUUCAUCUCGCUUGUGUCUGACCGAUGGAUGCAUUCUGAGACCAAGAUUGCCGUGUCCUUCCAGAAGCUGGUUCUCCCCGAGCGUUUCCCUCCUCAUACACCUUUGCUCGACAUGCAGCGCGCACCCGUCAAGGCACUGAAGCGUGAGGACUACCAAGCGUUGUACCCCAACUGGGAGCAUUUCAACAAGAUUCAGUCGCAGGUCUUCAAGUCAGUCUUCGACACAGAUGAGAAUAUCUUCAUUGGUGCUCCCACAGGAAGUGGAAAGACUGUUUGCGCUGAGCUGGCAUUGCUUCGUCACUGGUCAAAGCAAGAUAGCGGCCGUGCAGUUUACAUCGCGCCCUUCCAGGAGCUUGUCGACCACCGACUUGCUGACUGGCAGAAGCGCCUUGGCGGUCUGGAUGGCGGCAAAACCAUUGUCAAGCUUACGGGCGAAACCACAGCCGAUUUGAAGCUUCUCGAACAGGCUGAUCUUGUGCUUGCCACUCCUACUCAGUGGGAUGUGUUGUCUCGCCAGUGGCAGCGACGUAAGAACAUCCAGACAGUGCAACUGUUCAUCCCCGACGAGCUUCACUUGAUCGGCGGUUACGCUGGAUACGUGUACGAAGUGAUCGUGUCUCGCAUGCACUACAUCGCUCUCCAGACUGAAAACGAAAUGCGCAUUGUUGGUCUUAGUGUGCCUCUUUCUAAUGCUCGGGACAUCGGAGAGUGGAUCGGUGCCAACAAGCACACGAUCUACAACUUCAGCCCGCAUGCCCGUCCUGUUCCUCUGGAGCUUCACCUUCAGUCUUACAGCAUUCCUCACUUCCCCUCUGCCAUGCUCGCGAUGGCUCGUCCGGCCUACCAGUCGAUUUUGCAGCUCUCCCCCGAUAAGCCUGCUCUGGUCUUCGUUCCAAGCCGCAAGCAGGUUCGUGCGACCGCUGCGGAUCUCCUCUCGGCGUGUGCCAUCGACAACGAUGAAGAUCGUUUCCUGAACGCCGAUGCCAGUGAGCUUGCUCCUUUGCUGGAGCGUGUUCACGAGCAGACCCUUGCCACGUCGCUUUCACACGGUAUUGGCUACUACCACGAAGCUCUCAAUGCCACUGACAAGCGCAUUGUCUUGCACCUGUUCAGCAUUGGUGCAAUUCAGGUGCUGUUGGCUUCGAGAGAUGUGUGCUGGGAAUUGGAUAUCACGGCUCACUUGGUCAUUGUUAUGAACACUCAAUUCUUCGAUGGUCGUGAGCAUCGUUACAUCGACUACCCCAUCAGCGAUAUCUUGCAGAUGUUCGGCAAAGCCUCUCGUCCCGGUCAGGACAAGCUUGGCCGUGGUGUUCUUAUGGUGCCAGCAGUGAAGCGUGACUACUACAAGAAGUUCUUGAACGAGGCCUUGCCUGUCGAGAGUCACCUGCAGGUCUACCUUCACGAUGCCUUUGUGACUGAAGCUAGCACAAGGACCAUCUCCUCCACCCAGGAUGCGGUUGAUUGGAUGACAUAUACCUAUUUCUAUCGCCGUCUCCUUGCAAACCCCAGUUUCUACGGUCUUAGCGAUGUGAGCCACGAGGGACUCAGCACGUUCCUGUCAGAGCUGGUGGAGAACACCUUGAAGGAGUUGUCAGAGGCAAAGAUCAUCGACGUUGAUGAAGAAGAUGACAGCGUUUCACCUUUGAACGCUGCCAUGAUCGGUGCUUACUACAACAUCUCGUUCAUCACAAUGCAAACCUUCUUGCUGUCCCUCUCGUCCCGGACGAAGCUUAAGGGCAUCCUGGAGAUUGUGACCUCGGCGACUGAGUUCGAGUCUAUCCAGAUGCGUCGCCAUGAGAAUCACAUUCUCCGCCGCGUGUAUGAUCGUGUACCGGUCAAGAUGUCAGAGGUUUCCUUCGACUCUCCCCAUUUCAAGGCCUUCGUCCUCCUCCAAGCCCACUUCUCCCGCAUGCAGCUUCCUCUUGAUCUUGCCAAGGAUCAGGAAGAUAUCGUUCGCAAGGUCCUCAACCUGCUCAGCGCUUGUGUGGAUGUCCUCUCAUCCGAGGGCCAUCUCAACGCGAUGAACGCAAUGGAGUUGUCCCAGAUGGUGGUUCAGGCCAUGUGGGAUCGUGACAGCCCUCUGAAGCAAAUUCCCCACUUCUCUCCUGAGGUCAUCAAGGUGGCCAAUGAAUACAAGAUCAACGAUAUCUUUGAAUUCAUGGAGGCCAUGGACCCAUCGGAGAACAAGGACUACGCUACUUUGGUCAAGCGCCUUGGCCUCGAUAACAAGCAAUUGGCGCAAGCUGCGGCUUUCACCAACGAGAAGUACCCCAACAUCGAGCUUGACUUCGAAGUUGAGGAUGCCGAGGGUAUCACUUCUGGCGAACCCGCAUACCUCAAGGUCAAGAUCGAGCGGGACAUCGAAGAAGACGAGGAGCCCGACGCUACUGUCCACGCACCAUUCUACCCCAGCCAGAAGAUGGAGAACUGGUGGUUGGUUGUUGGUGAUGAGAAGACCAAGAGCUUGCUUGCUAUUAAGCGUGUCACCAUCGGCCGCAAGCUCGAGCUGCGUCUGGAAUAUGUCGUCCCUACGCCCGGAGACCAUGAGUUGACGCUCUACCUUAUGAGCGACAGUUAUGUUGGCGUGGAUCAGGCCCCCACGUUCAGUGUCAAUGCGGCAGAGGGAAUGGACGAGGAUGAGAGCGAGGAAGAAGAGUAA